Penicillium cinerascens is the source of this 1935-nucleotide messenger RNA. RefSeq lists its product as uncharacterized. NCBI's taxonomy places the organism in Eukaryota, Fungi, Ascomycota, Eurotiomycetes, Eurotiales, Aspergillaceae. The coding region runs from base 1 to 1935 and encodes 644 amino acids. The record is from RefSeq and is a predicted model, not a curated record. The transcript has 3 exons.
AUGUUGUUUUCCGCGUUGUUUCUACUAUCGUCCCUGCAUAAUGUCGUUGCACAGCGCCUUGACGCUGACUUGAUGUCCUUCGUCACGCUGCCCGAAGUGCGAGCCUUGAAAUGGGACGUCCAGUACCAUGACCGCGCACGCGCCGACCCCGGUUACUGGUUCGUUGCGCCGUACGGCCAAAUCAGCCCUGAACAGCCCACCAAGAAGUACCAGCAAUAUCAGGUCGGCCCGUAUAUCUACGACGACAAUGGGAUGCUUAUCUGGGCCGGAUCGCCAACCUGGCAAAACCAGAACGUCUUCGAUUUCCGCCCGGUUCACGACCUCGCCACCGAUAAGGGUACACACAUGUCGAUGAUCGUGAACUGGGAAACCGACGGGGUGCUUAAGGGCAAGGGCGUGAUGAUGAACACGCACUACCAUGUUGAGAAUGAAGUGAAUGUCCUGGAUGACAUGCACGACUUUAACAUGCACGAGUUCAACAUCUUGCCCGGCGGCAAGACGGCCGUGGCCUGCACCUACCACUCCCGAGAGAUCAACAUGGAGGAUUUCGGACGUCCGACGGAGAGCAGCUGGAUUAUCUCCGGUGGCUUUGUGGAGGUGGAUAUGGAGACCAGUGAGGUCCUGGUCCAGUGGGAAAGUUACGACCAUAUUCCCCUGCAUGAAUCUAACAUGUUUCAUGCCUGGGACUCGCCCCAGGGUUUCCCGGGCUGGGACUAUGUCCACAUCAACGCUGUCGACAAGAACGAGGCCGGAGACUAUCUCAUCUCCCUUCGCUUCACUGACACGAUCUAUGGUAUCUCCGGCGAGGAUGGCCGCAUCAUGUGGCGCCUGGGUGGUAUCGAGAGUAACUUCGAUAUGGACUUUACCUUCUCUAAGCAACACGAUGUAAAAUUCGUCUCCUCGAACGGUACUCACCAUGUGAUCUCGUUGCUGAACAACGCCUCCGACGAGCGAGGCAACGACGAGAAUAUCUCGUCCGCUCUGUUCAUCGAAGUGGACACCGUUGCCAUGACCGCCCGCGUCAUCAACCGCAUCAACCGUCCGGAUAGCGCUCUGACCCGUCUCCGUGGCAGUGUUUCGACUCUCGCCAACGGCAAUAUCUUCGCCGGCUGGAGUGAGUUCGGCUACCAGAGUGAGCACGCCCCUAACGGCGACGUCCUGAUGACUGCUCGCUUUGCCUCGGACCGGUAUUCGACCUACCGUGCCUACAAGUCCGACUUUAUUGGCCGUCCCACCACUUCCCCGGACGUCGUGGCCUCCGUCUACGGUACCAGCGACGAGGACAUUACCACCAUUAUAUACGUUAGCUGGAACGGAGCGACCGACGUCGUCGGAUACAACUUCUACGCGCAGGCCUAUGACAGUGGUGCCCGUGUUAAGAUCGGCCACGCCAACAAGUCCGAUUUUGAGACUAUGUAUAUUGUGGAUGGCUACAUGGAUUGGAUCAGUGCCGAGGCCCUUGGCGUCAACGGCAAAGUCAUGAGCACUUCCCGUGUGACACGCAGCGGCAUUCCUGAGAACUGGAAGGCCGUUGGUUUCCUCGGUGAGUCGGGUCCGACCCCAGAUGACCCGUCUAUCAUCGUGUCCGUCAACAAGGGCUCCGACUUUGGUGACAAGACCGUCACCGACACCGAUAGUGCCGACAGCAUGGACGGCGUGGGCAUGUCCGACGACACCAGCUCCAACACAGUGGACCCCUCCCACACAUCCUACGCUGACGCCAAAGAAGUCGCCAAAGCCGUCUACACAGCCUACGAAGUAAUCCGCGGCGUAGGCGGCAUUCUCAUCCUCAUUUUGGCAACCUGCUCCAUUGGUGGCGCCCUCUACGGCGUAUGGCGCAUGCUCCAAAACCGCAAGAGACGCUCCUACCAUCACGUCCCCUCCGAAGAGGGCGCACCCGUGGAAGAAAUCCACCUCCGCCAACAACCCGAGUGA